This is a messenger RNA of Anopheles gambiae (African malaria mosquito), 6941 nucleotides long. RefSeq lists its product as uncharacterized. The transcript has 2 exons. NCBI's taxonomy places the organism in Eukaryota, Metazoa, Arthropoda, Insecta, Diptera, Culicidae. The record is from RefSeq and is a predicted model, not a curated record. Bases 4799 to 5686 code for a protein of 295 amino acids.
UCAGCUUUGUAUUUGACGCUUAGUGAAUCUCUUGAGAACGAAUGAGGUACGAAAGAGAGAACGAGAACGACAUGUGCUACGCCGCUAAGCGCUAAGUGCUCAAUCGAAAAACUGUGACGUCAGGCCGGCAGUCAAAGUGUUAAUUUUGCUGCACAUCAUAGAAAAAAAUGAUAAAUUUUUUGGUUCAUUUGGUGUUAAUUGUUUGUCAUCACAGCCAAACUGUUUCGAUCGUUGGAGCGAGCGGAUGACUGUGACGACCUAGUUAACUACAUACGUUCAAUUAUUUUUGUUUUAUUUUUUUUAAUUGUUUUAAUUAUUUUUAAUGACAACUCAUUUGGUCAUUGAACUAAAAAUUAGCUUCAAAAAAUGCUUGGUGGCACUCUAGCUCCUUUGGAGAUCUUAUCUCAAAUUCCGCUACCUUCAUAGAGCAGCAUAUUUAGAUAGAGCUCGGUGUUUAUGUGUGCACUAGCACCACAAGACACCACGCGUCUCCAUCUGCACAAAAGAUGCUAGGCGUCUCCAUCUAUAUUUCCAUCUCGACACAAGUUCCGACACAUGUGACUGUGAAUAUAAAUUUCAAUUCGAUUUUCUUUGAAGGAUGUUUGAAUUAUUCAAAGAAAUGAAAAGCUAAAAGAAAAAAAAACAUCAUAAUCGGUAACAGCUUCAACCGAUUUCAUUUUUUUUAUUGCUUCACAUGACGUAUGUUAUCUGUAAGCCGAUGAAAACAUGCAAGUACAUCCAUGGAACCAUCUUAUCUUCAACUUAAACGUUCUCUGGAGUUUUGAUUUUUUUUUAUUUCUGUCCUUCUUUUUUUCUUUUACUUCUUUAUGAUAUAUGAAUGAACAAGAAGCCAGGCAAAUGUGUACGAAAAUAUUGCGGUCGGUGGUGAGUCGAAUGUGCUAAUAAAAACUUUCACUCGUGUAAACAUAUGCAUAAUGUUUAAGGCACGCAUCUGCCAGAGUCUUGCUUACUUUUGCAUCAUGUUUGUUUUAUGCAACACACCGCGUGAAUAGUAAAAAAACUGCUUUGACUGUGACGCAUCAGAAGCUUAGUAACAAUAAAAUCACACCAACUCGACCAAUCCCCAUACACAAACACACUUUUCCUUGUCAUCUUUGAAUAUUGCAAGCUGAUGCUCUCGUUAGAGACCCGUUAGAGAAGACAAACUCAUCACCUCCAUAGCUGAAUACAGUGAAACACCGUUGGUAUGGGCUUUCGCGAGCUAAGACUCAAAUUUAUGACAUCGAGUGUCAGCAUAAAUAAAGAGAGAUUAUAACGCGCGUACAUUUCCACUUCGCUAAUCCGUGCUUGUGCUUUGACUCGCUCCAUGCUCCCACAUGGAUGUAUUCUAUCACAUGACAACACUCCUGCCCUAACGUAACGCGAGAACGUCGCUCUGUAUACGGGACGAGUAGUGAUUUAAAGGCCCCGUUCGAACGUACGGUUAGAUGAAAACGCUCUAGCACUGUCCAUGUAGAUUAUCCUUUUUGAACCGAUGCUUGCUUUUUGCGCAGCUAAUAUCAAUGGAACACGACUCCUAUAACCUAACGCACUGCAGGAAAUGAAGUUUUCAGUCGUGUCGUGUUUUACGUGACAUGCAAAAGAAAAACGUUAGCGAACGACUGCUUUCAGAUACCCUAUAUGUAAUCGUUUUAAUUUCCUUUGAGAUUUUUCCCCAUGAACUUGCCUUUUGGACGGGAACGUAGGUCUCAAAAGUUUAUUAACUUGCUCAUGUUCGCUAUUGUUCUAAAACAAAUAUAUAAGAAGUGCUCUUCAAAAUUCACUAUUUUUUAUCUUCCCUCACCUUUGUGUUGGAACAAUUAUAGGUCUCUAUAAAUUAAUUAUGAAGAGAGGUGAUGAUUGUACGAUGAAAUAUGAUGGUUAAAAGAUACAUCAAAAGUGAAUACGAUACAGGGUAACUUUUUUUUUAAUAAAAUCAAGUUGCUGAAUUCAACAGCGUGCAGAUGACUCUAUGAAAACGAUGUGUCGAAAUGUGUAUGAUGCGGUUUGUGUACAAGUUGGUUUGGCAUACUAUAUCGUUGUUAUCUUUCUUAUGUUCUUGUUCGAUCGACAGAAUGUAUACACGUGAAUGGCAUCUUUCAUUACAAAACUGUAUUGCAGUGAUUAGUGUCUUUUUCUUAGCAUUUUUGAUGGUAAAUAACAUUACCAAUUUCCUGUCUGCCUUCAUCCCAGAAACUUCUACUAGAAACUUCAUCCCGUUGCCAUGUCUUUCUCAGUCAAAUUUAAGCUCAUUAUAUUCUAUUACAAAUAUUAAUUUAGAAUCUCAUUUUCCACUUAUUUCAUCAAAGCUUUUUAAGUCUGCGUUUUAUUAAUUUUUCUCUUUUGUUAUUGAUUUUUGCUCAAAAACUUUAUCAACAGAAAACAUAUCCACGCAACAAGCACACACACUCCUGCCCUAUCACAAAGCAAGAAAGAUGAAAAUGUUACAACUGACAAAUACCAAACACCGUAACAAAUGAACAUUGCUAGCCGAUGACAGACAAUGAAUGUACGAAAAAGAAACGAAUAACAACUACAAUUAACUACAACUACUACUACUACUACUACCAAACAAACGAACUAAAAAAAACAAAAGAAUUUACUUGAGUAUAAAAGUAUGAAACAAUUUAUACAUCUAUAUAUACACGCACGUAUAAAUAUAUAUACAUCUAUAUUAUAUAGUUGGAUAAUUAAAGACUGCGACAGAAUGAGUGCGAACUGUAUUAGAAUGGCCUUUUGAUUCAUGAUUUUUUUUUCUUUCGUCUGCCGUUGUGACUCUAUAAAAACCUUCUAUACAAUUUUAUAUACAUAUAUACAUAUUUGUUCUUGUGAAUGGAUUGUUCUGGGUUUGAUUCUCUCUCUAUAUAUAUAUAUGGUUUGAACAAAAAAAACGCAUCCAGCUGCCGAGCAUCCGUUUGUUCUGAUAUUAUCUGACUGAUUGAUUGAUUGAUUGAUUGAUUUACUGAUAGCAAUUUAGUUCUGUUUUGUUCCCUGUAUUAUCACACACUUCCUUUUCACUCAUCAUGUGGAGCUCUGUUUCUUUCUGUUUUAUUUCUCUCGAUCUCUGUCUCUUCCUAUCGAUAGCUCUCACUACUUGUAUGUUAUUUCCUACAUCUGUUCAUAGAUUGUUUGCUGUUUUUUUUAUCUUGCUGCAGGUUGAAGAUCCACUUCCCAAUAAAUAUUACUUCCUGCUGUUACAUCCCUUUGUUUUAGAAUGUGGUCCAUUCCUCUCGUGUUUUAAGUUGAGCUCUCAAACUCCUAUUCUCAUGCUAUUCUUGAGAUUGCGUUUAUUUUCAUUAUGUUUUAUAUGGGCUGCUAUUUACAAUCUAGAAUACAGAGAAAGUUCCAUCGAAUGUGUUUUGUUGCCUUUUCUUUAUUGCAUCUCUUUCUCUCUACAUCCGUCCUUGGUUUUUGAUGAAAAUGGUUUCUGUUCAUUUUCUAAUGUUACAUUAACAGAUUAUGCGUUUGGUAAUUCUAUCGAAUGAAAUAUUAUUUCAGACUCUACCGUUUUCUUACAUUAUACAUUGUUAGUGCGAAUGGCAUAUUACACUCAUUGUCGUUAAUUUCAUAGCCGUUGUGUUUCGAUUUAUAUCAAAGCUCCACCUGAACAGUGAUGGAUUGGGACCAAUAUGAUGUCGAUGAUACUCACACUUGUUGCUAUUUGGUUUGAUGGAAUGAUUGAUCGUACACAUACAUAAUUAUUGCUGGUGAUGGAUAAUGGUAAUACCGCUGCUCGGUUGAUGAGUUCUGUCUUGCUCCUGUUAUUUUGUUCACGUGUGUAUGCAAAAUCGUGUCUUGCGUUCAUCUUUCGUUUCUCACCACACUUACUUUGCAACGAAUGCGUUAUGGUGUUGCAUAGGUAUGAUUUAUCCAGCAAUACAACUGGUGAUGCGCGCCAAAUACCGAAUCCUUUCUCUUCCUCUACUCACCUGUUGCGGAACGCGUGAAUGAACGGAUAUGGAUCGACUUGUUUUGUGUCUGUAUAUGGUUGACUGCACUAUUUUGCACCAUCUUUCAGCAUCAGUUUGGUUUGUUUGUUGGUUUUUUGGUUUGUGUUUUGGACGGGUAUGUAUAUUUUUUAGUUUCUUUUAAGCCCCAUCAUUUUGCUGUGUGCAAAAUUUCAUGUAUGUUUUACGAUUAAGAUUGCAAAUCAAUGCAUUUUGUUCUCCUUUUGUUUUAAUCAAAUCUAUUUUUUUAAAGUUACUCAAAAUUCGACAAUGAUUGGUUUGUUCUCUGUGACAUUUUGAAAACAGAUUGUGAAGAACUACUGAAUGUCAUAUCUAGCUUUGCUCACGCAAAUAUAGUCCUACAUCUUUUUUCAAUAUAUUGUGCAUUAGAACGAAAAACAAUUGAUUUCACAAUUUUGUUGGCGUUAUCCCUUUAUGUUGUUUUGAUCAGUUCUCCUUUUUCUAUUCCUACCCUUUGUGGCUAACGGUCUUGAUGAGUGAUGCUGAAGACGAUGCCCGUUCUGCGGACAUUCGGCAAUCACGUAGCCUAGCGGGAGCGCGACCUGCCGCCCGUGUCCCCGGUGGUGUCCCCCGUGGCCGUCAGUGCGGCAGCUGGCGGUGCCGCCGGCAGUCGCGUCACUAGUGGCGGUGGUGGUAUUGGUGACGGUGACACCCAUCACGACAUUUACUACUAUCAUCCGCGGCACGACUGCCAAAGCCACAGCCUCGAGCACAACUACGAGAGCGAACACAAAAAAGCACACAAACAACAGCACAACAAUCACUAUGCCACCUAUCACUACACCGGCAAGUCUGGCCACCAUCAUCCACCUCACCAUCAUCACCAGUACAUGUACACCAGUAACAACAGCAAUAGCAGCAACAACAAUAACACCAGCAACACUAACCACCACAACCAACCGAACGGGCCGGGCAGUAAUGGCAAUGGCGGCAGUGGCGGUAACGGCGGCGGCAACAAUCAGUCGAAAGGUCGCGCGAAAGCCAAGCGCAACGAGUACGAGCGCCCCGGUGGUCCGUCCCCGGGCGGCACUAAUCCCACUGCGGCCGCCGGUGCGGCCGGUCAGUACGGUGCCGGCGGCAGCAGCCCGGCCGGCACCGUCGACCACGGGGGCAAGUCCUCGGCCAAAAGUCGGCAGCUAAGCUGCGAGCUGUUCGAUCCGCCCGGCUACGGUGAGCCGAAGCACCACGGCAAGCACCACACCAAGAGCAAAUCACAAUCGCAAAUGCUGCUGCUGCCAGCACCGACCGCCACCAACACCGCCACACUGCCCGCCCACAUGCUCACGUCCGCCGGUGCACCGACGCAUCCUUCCUCCUCCUCCUGCUCCUCCUUCCAUCGCGCCUCCCUGUCCGAUUCACGCGAAACGUCUCCCACCUCUCCUUCGCCACCGCCGCUUCCACCGCUGCCGCUCGGUGGCCAUGCCGCUGGCGGCAAUACUGCCAAACAGCAGCAGCAAAGUGUGCAAAAUGGCAAACAACAAACAUCGCCAGCAUCGUCACCGACGAUCGCCCGACGCUAUCAGGCGAGCAAUAAUGCAAAUAAAUCACACUACCACCAUCACCAGCAGCAAGCGCUGCCCCUAACGCCACCAGCAACACAGCAGCAGCAACAGCAACAACCGCAACAACACUACACUAAAAAACACACUCAGAAACAUCAGCAACAGUCGCCGGUAAAUAAUAGUGCCAAUGGGCACGGCAGCAGCCGGGCCAGUUAGUUGCAGCGACGGGAAGUGACAGAUCGCACCGUGGGUGGGCGGGUGGCCGAUCGGGUCGACUGAGGCUGAAUGCUAGGGAAGAAAACACUCGAAAGACGUGGAACGAAUACAUUAUACGCUCAGAACGGUGCCGGACACGAUCAAACAGCAUCUCUGUUUACUAGCAAAUCACAAUAUUACCGGAACGACUCGGCGUGUGGGGGUGUAUGGGGGUUGGGGUGAGCUGCGUGUGGUCAAUUUCUCCUCGGUGCAGUCGGUGCAACAAUUGUGCCUCAAAUGUUGACGCACACAAAUGCAAACACAAAAAAAUGUGCGACGCAAAAACACGCCCGUUUGCGAGAGUGUGUACACACAAGUGGUCGCUUCUGGAUAAGUCCUCGGGAUCACACCGUGGCACGAUUCAUUCCCAUCUCCAUGGGGGAGUUGUUCCUACCUUCUUCCUCCCAUCACGGUAGCUGCUAAGCCGGUUCCUUGCGCAGUGUGUGCAGUCCGAGCACAAACAGUCCAGAGCAGAGCUGAACACAACGGCUGUACAUAUAGACACCACUUUUGUGUGCAAGUGGACACAGACAGACUAGUGGUACAAGUUUCCAGGAUAAUCUGAAGAAUAGAGGAAAACGCUCACACACAAAAACGAGAAAAACAGUUCAGUAACAAAACACAGAACAAAAUAGAGAUUCAAGCGAAACGAAGCUUCACGCCUCCUUCCCCCCCCUGUGGAUGCGAUGUAAUAUUUACAUACACUUCGGAGAGGGAGCUAUAAAAACCAGACCUUCCCACCAAAGGAAACAUGAUUUAUGAGUACAUUAAGAAUGUGUAGAUAAUCGGUUCAGCUGAAAAGCGGGUCAUGGGAUACGUGGGAACACCGCACCAACCGGACGGACGAAAACAAAGUUGAACGAGUGUUGGUGGUUAUUGCUGUUGCUGCUGUACGUGGUUGAAGUGGUUCCCUUCCUCGCCAAUUCCUCCGUGCUUCUUCCUCUUUCCUAUUCCACCCGCAGGGGUUUCUUAAGCGCAGCCUUUUCCCUAGUUUUAAAAAUCAUCAACGCGCGUCAACGGCGAAUGGUAGAAAAUAAAUGGUCUAAACUGUAGCGUUACUCACCAGCGUGUCCGUAACCGUAUACCGGUGCACACUUACGCUCCUCACGCGGAUCCAAUGCACUGUACGGUUAAUACUUGCACAAAUGCUUCAUGCGUGAUGGCAGAGCUAUAUGCUACCGAUGCUGCCCCAUACCAUGCUCACUGAUUUCAUCAU